CUAACUGAUAACGCCAAACCCGUAUGAAACAUGACGUCAUCGUCGAUAUCGCCAUUAGUACAAUUUUCUGUCUGGGUGGAGAGUAUUUAGCCGGUAAAAUCUUCCAAAUAUACCAAAAAUGGCUGCCCCAGCACCAGCACCGACAGGACCACCGCAAACAGGAGGCGCAGUACCUAACAAAAAGCUACAACAAACACAAGCACAAGUUAAUGAGGUUGUAGACAUCAUGAGGGUGAAUGUUGACAAAGUGUUGGAAAGAGAUCAGAAGCUAUCUGAACUGGAUGACCGUGCUGAUGCUCUUCAGCAGGGUGCUUCGCACUUUGAGAAGAAUGCUGGUAAAUUGAAGAGGAAGUAUUGGUGGAAGAAUUGUAAGAUGAUGAUUAUUUUAGCUGUAAUUGUUAUUGUAAUCAUUAUCAUCAUUGUAGUCUGGGCGACAGGAGGGAAAUAAGUUGCCAUAGUCACCAACACAUAGAAAUGAGUUUCUGUUGUAGAAGAAUCUAAUCGAAUCAGCAGAUAGAGUGGAGUAAGGGAUCAACUACCAAACAAACUGGAAGUUUAUUCUGAAUCGGAGCGUCAAAUAGGAAACUAUUAUAUCUUGUAUAUUUAUGAAACUUUAUCAAUUAUGCAUAUGUAAAAUAUUAUAGUAAACUGCUGUGUUAACAUAAAGAUUUGAAUAGUACAUUGUACCAACACCUGUAUGUAAAUGUAUGUUAAUUUCCUUCAUGUAUAUUCAUUUGAAUAUCUGGACUAAGAGGUAUUAGAAAGUAGUUACCUUAUUUGAAUUUUUUUUCAAUUAUUAUUUGUAGAAUUAAUGCAGAUUAAUUAAUUUAUGUCAAUUAAAAUCUCAUAAUCCACAUCCAGGAGAAAAGAUUGUCAAUUAAUUGCUUGAAUUAAUUAAUGUUAAUUAAUUUUGAUGAAAAAUUUAUUUAAUAAUUCUUAUUGCAUAUAAUGUGUUCAUUGUUUUUUUUUGUUCCUGUGGUAGUAUUUGGAAACAGUUGUAUGAAAGUAUCACCAAUUUUCAAAGGAUUAAUAUUUUGAUCCGUAUAAACACUGAUUGAUGUUGUACAGAGGUUAGUAUAAUUUUUAUAUACUUUCUCUGUUUUUUCAACAAAAUCAUACCAUGAUUUCGUAUCAGUAUAAGAAAAAUUGAACAAAUUCAUUGUAUAACAAAAAGUUCCAAAAUAAAUUUUUGUUUUUAUCCACACAAAAAAAUUAAAAAAAAAACAAAAUUUUCAAGUAUAUCUCCAGGGUUAAUGGUUUACAAUAUUGUUUGUCUAAAGGUUUGAAACAAGUGGAUACAAGCAACUGUGGGCUUUCAAUUCGAAAUUAAUUGGUGAAAAAACAUUAGUUUUUCAAUUCUUUUCUAAAAAUAGCAAUUGUCAAGUUUGAAGAGAUUCUGAGGAUAUAACUAAAUGUGCAAUUUGGAUGUAAUUUAAAAGUAGAGGAACAAUUAUUUGACAAUCAAAAUGAUGUGGAUCAAUUAGAACAGUGGUUGCGAUUAAGAGUCUAAAAUGUUAGGUCUGGGUUGGAGUCUACUGGUCAUUUGCUUGUGUCUUUGGGCAUGCCACUUAACCUUCAUUAGUCUCUCCACCCAGGAGUACAAGUGGGUGUUAGACUCUCUUCACCCUGGUGCACAAGUGGGUGUCUUCUAGGUUGUGGCAUUGAUUGUAUUUGUACGCAAUGUACUGGGUAUACCUUGCAAUACUCCACAGAAAGUGGAGGGGUUUGCAACUUAGGCAUCUUUACCAAUUUUUGGAUUGAAACACCAAGGGGGUACUAACCAUGCAUGCUUUGAUAAUCUGUUAAUGGCGCUAUAGAUCCAUAACAUUACUGUAUUUUGUUUCAAGGAUUUAUACAAAGGAUGUUAUGCAUUAUUGUAUCAACAAAACCUGUAUGAUCUGUGGUGAUUUAAACAUUACAUUACACACUCCAUGUGUACUGUAUUCCUUAUAUUCUGUAGUAUGUAUGUUGUUGAAUUUUAACAUGCAACCACUAUAUUUAGGGAUUUACCAAAUUUUGCUUAAAAUUUUAAAAGGGCUCAUUGGACAAAAUAUUUGAUAAAUUUACAUAUUGCUAAUUGCACAUGUGUUCUUGUAAAUCCUGAAUACUUUGUAAAGUCUCGCAUAUGAUUUUCAGGGAACAUUUAUCCCCUCCUGUUUCGCUAAGGCAUCAUUUGUUUGUCUAAGAAUACUGGAGCAAUAUAUUAAUAUGUAUUUAUAAACUUACUUGUCUAAAAAUCAGUAGCAGAAUGCAGAGUUUCUGUCUUAGUUCAUUUUACAGAAUGUGUUGAGUAGUUGAUAAUAAAUUAAUACCUACCGUUUAUUGUGAGCAUGACGUUAGGAGACUUGUAGAGAGUCUACAUGAUAUUGGUUAGCGCAAGUGUUAAUUAGAUACUGUAUACACUACAUGUUAAUUUUAGUAUGCACCGCUUAGUUAUAUUUUUACUCUUAUACUUUGUUCUCUGAAUUUGUUUUUUUCCCCCUUCAUCUUUAAUGUAGAUGAUAUUAUAAAUGUGAACUGUGAUUAAUUUUUAAGAAGAGUAUAACCAGGUUUGUGAGAGUUUUGUGACAGGUUUAGUUUCUAGUUAAUGUUCAUAACUGAUAGAAUUAUCGGUUCAACCAUGAGUUGGAUUAUACAUUUACCAGAAUUUAAUAUAUCUACUUAUAAAUAUAGUUUUUAGUUUGUAUGUGAUCUUUAUUGUUGUUUAAAAUGUGGUUGUUGGCAAAAUAUCGUUUGUGCUUGGCUGUACUUGAUGCUGGAUUCCUAACACCUGAUCCUAAACUUGGUUUACAUUGCUCGUAUUGUGAGUGUAACUGUUCCACACUCAAUAUAGACUGGUACUUGUUCCUCAAAUGAGUUACACUCAAACAUAGUAUCUUCCAGGUUGCUUCUAUCACACAUCUCAUGGAUUAAGUUGUGAGUUAAUCAGAAUUACUAGCUAUUUUCCAAGCAUUGUCACAACUUCGAUUAUACCACCGCUUAAUGUACAAUCUUUGCAGACGCUUGUUCUUAACAGGAACCCCACCCCUGGAGGACCUACUGUAUACUUUACUGUUUUUAUUCAAGCACAGCCUCAGUGUAGGCCUACUGAAGCUGUGCUGUACCCCAAUCCUUCCCUCUUGUCUGUUGCUUUUCUGUUGAGCUACAUUUUUUGUGCUUUCAUUGCAGGUAUCAUAGUUGAGGUUCCCAUCUUCACAUAUUUUCUUAUUCAAUUAGAUUCACGUUUAACAAUGUAUGUGUAGUACAUUAUGAGCGGUUGCACCUGUAAACUGCAUCAUUGCAAAGCAUGGGGUUACCCAAUAUAUUUCAUCCUUGUCUCCCAACCCCCCUCCCAUUCCCCCACACACACACUUUUAAUAAUUGAACAUUUUGAAUCUUAAUUAUAUAAUACUGUAUAAAAAAAUGUUUGACUUUUCUCUAGUCUAUGUUGAAUGUCGCAAUCAAGCAUAAUCUUUCCCUGACUAGCCUACUGUGAACUUAAUAUCUGUAAUUAGUAUUUAAUAAGAUUAACAAAUUUCAAUGUUUUCCUAACUUUGCUAAUCAAGUUGUUCUACUGGCAAUCAGCUGUUUUAAUUCUUAAUCACCACCUUCUUUUUUUCCUAAUAUCUUUCCUCAUUUGAUUUCAAUAUUGUCAAGGUUUACUUUAGUGAUUGUACCACCACUUGCCUAACAAUUCACUACACACAAACAUUCCUUUGUUCAUUCCAAGUCAGCAUUUUGUUAUACAUGUGUUUUGUGUAAUUGCAUCUUAUUUCCGACUUAAAUUUUGUAUUAAUUUCUUGCAUACAUAUAUUGUACUUUUAACAUAUAUUUCAUAAAAUUAUUCUGAAGUGUGAUGUAAUCCAAGUACACACGUUUCUGUAAACCACAAAGAUUCUGUCAUCUGCUGUAAGUCAGUUACAGAAGGUUCUGUAACUAGAUUUAAACAGGUUACUGAAGGUUCUGCAAUUUGCUCUAUACCAGUAACAAUAUGUUCUCUUCUACAAACCAGCUACUAAAGAUUCUAUAAUCUGUAAAUCAGUUACAGAGAAUGUUGUUGCUAUUCCUUUUAAGAUGAUUCAGUAUUGUGUUGUAAACUAUGGCUAGUGAAGGCAUGUACAUUUUACUACAAAUUUAUUAGAACCAACAGCUCUGCUUUUAAUGAAAUGUCGCUUGGUAAUAUUUUAGUGUCGUUUUUUCAAGUUAUUUUGCCAGCAUUUUUAGAUCAUUAUCGUUACACUAUAUCCAAUAUUUUACUAUAUUAUAGCUAGCUUACGCAUUUUUUGUGGAUUUCAUCAAAAACCUAUUGUGUACUACGGGUUGUGUACUUAUGGUGUACGCCUCCUGAUUUUACACUUAGCAUUACAGUAUUUAAGUGAUAAACGUUUGAUAGGUGCAUAUGCUUUGUCGUUGAAUAAGUUUGACAAUUUUGUAGAUGAUAUUAUAGAAUAUAGGCUUAAUAAUGUAGUUAACUAGAUAAAACUGUUCUUGAAUGAAACAAAAUAUAUAUUAUAUAUAUAUAUAUACAGUAUAUAUUAUGUACAGUAUAUAUAUUACGAAGCAAUUCAUUGACUUGGUUAUAUAGAGGAAUAUAGUGUUGGAGGUUCCAAGCUAGCAGAACCUGAGAAUGUAUGGACCAUUUUGAUCAUAUAACCUUGACUUGUUUACGAAUUGUGAACGAUAAUGGGAAUUGGUUGUUGUGUAGGCAUGCACAGAUUCUUUGUUUUAUUAUGUUUCUCACAUGAUUUGAGAAUACCUCUUCUUAUAGUGAGUAAUCAGUUAUUGAAUGUACACGGUGCAACUAAACAGUCAACAAAUCGUA
This is a messenger RNA of Anneissia japonica, 4801 nucleotides long. RefSeq names its product vesicle-associated membrane protein 3-like. Lineage: Eukaryota; Metazoa; Echinodermata; Crinoidea; Comatulida; Comatulidae. Gene Ontology annotation, molecular function: syntaxin binding; SNAP receptor activity. Gene Ontology annotation, cellular component: SNARE complex; plasma membrane. The coding region runs from base 119 to 448 and encodes 109 amino acids. The transcript has 6 exons. Gene Ontology annotation, biological process: vesicle-mediated transport; vesicle fusion. The record is from RefSeq and is a predicted model, not a curated record.